Messenger RNA from Heterocephalus glaber (naked mole-rat), 6302 nucleotides. It is a transcript of the gene Chml, whose product is annotated as CHM like Rab escort protein. Gene Ontology annotation, molecular function: GDP-dissociation inhibitor activity. The record is from RefSeq and is a predicted model, not a curated record. Gene Ontology annotation, cellular component: cytoplasm; cytosol; nucleus. Lineage: Eukaryota; Metazoa; Chordata; Mammalia; Rodentia; Bathyergidae. Gene Ontology annotation, biological process: intracellular protein transport; small GTPase-mediated signal transduction; vesicle-mediated transport.
UGAAAUGCAGGAAUGAAAACCACACAUCCGUUUAGUAGUCUCAGAUGUGAUUAGAUGUACUUUGUCAUGUUUCUGUGCUACUGACUUAUUAAAACUUUAAAAGGGUAACCAGUUAAACAGCUAAUACCUGCAAAUUCGGUGCCGCUGGAAGACCUGGAACAUUACACGGAGAGAUUUUAUUACAGCAUAAUCACACCGCGGCAGAGCUUCAGCCUAGAUUUGUAUUUAUUUCUUUCAUCAAUAGCUGUUACCUGACCCUUUAUCUCCUGGGAUGGCGGACAAUCUUCCCACAGAGUUUGAUGUGGUUAUAAUAGGGACAGGUUUGCCUGAAUCUAUCCUUGCAGCUGCAUGUUCAAGAAGUGGACACAGGGUUCUGCAUGUUGAUUCAAGAAGUUACUAUGGAGGGAAUUGGGCUAGUUUCAGCUUUUCAGGAUUGCUGUCCUGGUUGAAGGAGUAUCAGCAAAACGGUGACACUGAGGAAGAGACUGCUGCUGCAUGGCAAGACUUGAUCCAUGAAACAGAAGAAGCCAUUGCUCUUUGCAAGAAGGAUGAGACCAUUCAGCACACAGAAGUUUUUUGUUAUGCCAGCCAAAAUUCAGGGGACAGUGUUCACGAGAUUGGUGCUCUGCAGAAAAAUGCCUCCUCAGUGGCAUCUAGUACCUUCACUGAACCUCUGCCUUCUGCAGAGUUGCCUGAAGAAAGGCACUCAUAUGUUACCAACAAUGAAAUGCCUGCUAAACAUGCCUCAGAAAGUGAUAGCAAGAUUUCAGUAGAAGAAGGUGAUGUAGAGGAAUCACCAGAGAAAGAAAAGUACUGUGGAGAUAAAACUUGUAUACAUCCAGGCUCAGAUGGAGAUAAGGUUGAAAACAAACCUAUAGUAGACGACGACAACAAUCAGCUGAAGAGAAAUGUGAUUACUUACCAUCAAAUGGUUCAAGAAAGCAGGAGAUUUAAUAUUGAUUUGGUGUCAAAGCUGCUGUAUUCUCAAGGAUCACUGAUUGAUCUUUUAAUCAAAUCAAAUGUUAGUCAUUAUGCAGAAUUUAAAAAUGUCACUAGGAUUCUUGCAUUUCGGGAAGGAAAGGUAGAACAGGUACCUUGUUCCAGAGCAGAUGUCUUUAAUAGCAAAGAACUCACUAUGGUUGAGAAAAGAGUGCUAAUGAAAUUUCUUACAUUCUGUUUAGACUAUGAACAGCAUCCUGGUGAAUACCAAGAUUUCCAGCAAUGUUUGUUUUCUGAGUUCUUAAAAACUAAAAAACUAACCCCCAACCUCCAACAUUUUAUACUACACUCAAUUGCAAUGACAUCGGAAUCAUCUUGUACUACAUUAGAUGGUCUUAAAGCAACAAAAAACUUCCUUCAGUGUCUUGGACGGUUUGGCAACACUCCCUUUUUAUUUCCUUUGUAUGGCCAAGGAGAAAUUCCUCAAUGUUUUUGCAGGAUGUGUGCAGUUUUUGGUGGAAUCUAUUGUCUUCGUCAUACAAUCCAAUGCCUUGUAGUUGACAAAGAAUCUAGAAGAUGUAAAGCCGUUAUAGAUCGCUUUGGUCAGAGAAUAAAUGCUGACUAUUUCAUUGUGGAGGAUAGUUACCUUAAUAAGGAAACAUGCUCAGAUGUGCAGUAUAAGCAGAUCUCAAGGGCAGUGCUUAUUACAGAUCAGUCUAUACUAAAGGCAGAUUCUGAUCAGCAGAUUUCCAUUUUGAUAGUGCCUCCAGUGGAACCAGGAGCUUCCUCUGUUCGGGUCAUAGAGUUAUGUUCAUCAACUAUGACAUGCAUGAAAGACACCUAUCUAGUACAUCUGACCUGUGAAUCUUCAAAAACAGCAAGAGAAGACUUAGAAUCAGUGGUAAAGAAAUUAUUCACCCCUCUUACUGAAACAGAAGUAGAUAAGGAAGAACUUAGAAAGCCAAGCCUCUUGUGGGCUCUUUAUUUUAAUAUGAGAGAUUCCUCAGGAGUCAGCAGAAGCUCAUAUUGUGGCCUACCUUGCAAUGUUUAUGUCUGCUCUGGGCCUGACUCUGGACUGGGAAGUGAGCACGCGGUCAAGCUAGCAGAAACAAUGUUCCAGGAGAUCUUUCCAAGUGAAGAAUUCUGCCCUCCUCCUCCAAAUCCAGAAGACAUUAUCUUUGAUGGUGAUGAUAAGCAAGCAGAUGCUCCUGGAACCCAUACUACAACAGUGGCCAACCUAGAAUCUCCUGAGGAAAGCAAAAAGCUAGAAAGCCCCCUUCAAAGCUAGAAAAUAGCAAACUGGAUAUUCACUUCAGCUUGGUGCCCAAGUAUUCUCAUUUGAAGGACCAUUUUCCCUAUGACUAAUUAGGAGUGGUUCUAUGAUGAGUGCUGUGCAUAUGUUGUCUUUAAGUCUUUUUGAGACAUUGGCUAUUGAAGAUGUUUGUAAAUCAGUAACUGAUUUAUUUGGUUAUUGGACUUUUUAUUUCAGAAUCAGCUCCAUAAUCCAGAAACUUAAAACAGGGUUACCUUUAUCUUAAUAUUGGGUACAUAUGUGAGAGUUCCAUAUUAGCAACUUUGCUUAAAGGAAUAUAAAACUGUUACCUGGUACUGAUCUUCAGAUUUUUGUCAUUGUCUACAGAAUAAUUAAUAAUAUAUAAGAAAUGCACUAGUUACUUUUGCAGCUAUUACAGUUGCUGCCACCUCUGAAUAGAGAAACAUAUAAAUACAUUAUGUGAAUCUUUUGUAUAUAAUAUGAAUAAUGUAAACUUGGUAGUGAGAAUAGCAACUAAUAAAAGUGCCAAUAUGAUAAAAAUACACUUGUCUGUAAUUGUUAAAAGAUAAAUUUUGCAAAGUCUUUAUUCUUUGUGAAGGCCUCGUGUUUAUAAUACAUUUUGCAGUUUAUUUUGCCUACUUAGCCCUUGUACCAAGUGAAAAAUAAGAUUAGUUUUAAAAAAUCUGUAGAACCCUGCUCUGACACCUGAAUGAAAAGAACUUCCAACAAGUAACUCUGGCAAAAAGAAAAAAAAAAGAUUAUCCUAGGAAAAUACUUCAGGAUGGUGGUUCUCAAAUUCCUAAAGAGAAACAGAAUGAAUCAUUUUUAACUUGGAAUUACAGAUAGUUUUUAAACCCUCUGUAAAAAGAUUUUCUCAUUUAAGCUUCCCCAGAAUGGAAUGUAACACCUGUUGGCUAUACUAGUUUAAUUAGCAACACUAACUUAGAGAAUGAAACAAAGUAGGAUUUAUGGUGCCCCUAAAGUUGUAGCUCACCAGACAAAUAGGUAACAGCAUUCAUAAUCACUUCUGCCUCUUGACAGUUGUCUAUAGAGAAUAGAAAUAUUUUUUUCCCCGUACAGCCACCAGAAAUCAUACACUUGCUGGUACUCCAGUGUCAAAAAGUUUCAGGACUAUCAAAAGAGGGGAACUUCUUCCUCAUUUAGUCCCAUUUCCAUAUAUCAGGAAGAAAAUAAUCCUUUAGGAAGAGACUCUUUCAUAGUUUUUGCUCUGGAAUGAAGCAUUUACUAUAUGCAAGGUACUUAAUAUUGUGUUUCCCAUAACAGUUUCUCGACAACACUAGGAAGCAGAUACGACAUACUUUCAAAGAGGAAAUGAAACUCAGUUAUUAAUUUGGUCAUUUUGCUGUGUGGAGAAGCCAACAUUGGGGCCUAACCUGGUCUUUCAUGAUCCCUAAACUUUUUAUGUUCACCAUUAUGAAAGUAGUUACUAUAAGAGAAGUAAAAGAUGCCUGGGAGAGUCAGAAUUUCAUUGUUGGGGAAAAAGUAGACAGAUGCUAAUUCUGUAGCAUAUUAUGGGAUCAAAGAAAUGUUGAAUUUACACUUAGAGCUGUGAAUCUUAAACAGUUUGGCUAGGUUUUAACAAAAUAAUUCUUUUUGGUAAUGUUUUUCAGUCUGAAGAUUGUGUUACAAAAAAUGUAAAUAUGCCAAGAUACAGUUUUAUUUUUCUUCCUCAGUAUAUGAGGAAAAUGAGACAAGACUGAUUCAAGUAAUAGCUUUUUGAAGGAAAAGUCAUAGUUUGGUAUUAACAUUGAUGUUUUAAAUAUAAUAAAGAGGUAUUGUUGGGUGGAUCUUAAAACUUAAACCUAUCAAAAUAACUGAAAUGUCUAACCUACAAAAUAGUAAUUAAAAUUUUUUAAAUCUCAAGAUAAAAAUAGGUGAAAGUAAUUCAGGCUUACUGAAAAGUUUUUCAGAAACAGAUUAUUUAUAAGAAAUUGAGAAAAGGAAUAAUGAGAAGUUGUAAAAGAUGGUAAAAUGGAAAUAAGAAAAAAGUAUUAGAUUAGGCCAAAAUAAAGAUUGUUUUAAAAACUAACAAAAUGAAUAUAUUAUUUCCUUAAAUCAAUGCAGAAAAAGUUGGAAAUGAGACAAGUUGUAACCAAUAAACAUGGAAGAAUUUUUGGGAUAUUAGGAUCCAGUGCAAUUUUCUGACAAAGUAGAAUUUAAUUCCAAUAAGCUUAUUGGUUAGCUUUUUGAGGUGUUUAUGGAAUAAAUAUAUAUCAUGAAAGAUGAUAUGGUACCAGUUGAAUAUGGGGGAAAAUACAGCUUCAGUACAAAAACCCAAACAUAAAAAUGUUCUUAUUCUGAACAAAGUGCAAAGUGAAAUGUUGACAAAUAAUACAACAACCAAAAGUUAUUUCCUGUGACUCACAAUUGUAAUACUGGUGUUUAGUAGAAUAAUAAUUACAUCAACAUCAGUAGGACAAAAUGGUAAAAAUUGAACGUAUUGAACUACAUUAACUUUUAAAAAAGUUAACAUUCAUCUUUGGUUUAAUUAGUGGUGGUAAUGAUUUCAUAGGCUACUCAUAAUGUGAUAAGUAAUUAAAAUUAAGAGCUGACAUAUUGGGAAAACAAACAUUUCUCAAACAGAAAUUAAGUAGUAUUGGCACCAUAGUUACAUAUGGUUGAAGAAAUGUAAUUGUGGUAAAAAUGUUUACAAAAUGAGAAAGGCAAAGCAGCAUAAAUAUUUUCUAUUUACAUGGCUUUAUAACUAGCUAAACAUAUUUAAAUGUAUUAACAGUAAAACACCAAUUCAGGAAUUUGCAGGAUAUGUAAGGUAAAAAUCUUGUUUCUAGAGUCCGGUGGUAAGUGCAGUUUAAAAAAUAUUAGAGUAUUUAUAAGCCAUUUAAGGAAAAUUAUGCAACUAUAUUAGGAUAAUUUAAGAAAGAUGCUUAAAUAGAAGCAGGUUGAAAGCUAAACUUGAAAUAUGAGAAUACUCUUCAUGAGAGACCUCCUAGUAUAAUGGACAAAUAGUAAAUGAAGAGUCCUUGCAUCACUUCUUACCUGUUCUCUAAUCUUGGGAAGAUGUUAGUUUCUGUUUCUCCAUCUAUAAAACUAAGAAUAUUUAACAAUUACUGUGAGGAUUAGACUGGGUAUAAAAACCACAUCCAGGUGAAUGCUAAUCUGUAACAUAGAUUUAUUAUAAUACUGCUUAACAUUCCAACAACGCUUUAUGCAGUUUGACAAUGGUGAUAAUUUAUCUAGAAAACUAAGGCAGAGAUACAAGUUUUUUUAAAUUUAGGUUUAAAAAAUAGGAACUUUACUUUCUGAAUCUUUAAAGCAUUCUGUUAAUCCUUAUUUUGUGGUGCUGAAUAGAAUGUAUAAGAUUAAUAAAGCAUUUGGAGAAAAGUAAUAAAAGUUAAUAGAAGGGCCAGCUGGAUCAAUGUGGAGAUAUUAGGUGUACUUUUCAUAUGAUAAUGCAUUUUAUUCCAAAUGAAUGAAAAUUUUAUAUGUAAAAGAAAAAAAAUAUUUUCAUCCUAAUAGUGCAAAGAAAUUUUAUGGCAAUGAAAAACAUUGACAAGAUAGAUCAUUUAAAAGAAUGAAAAAUGUAUACUAAAGAAGGAAUGGUGGAACAAAAAAGCUGUUUGGAUUUACAAGUGUUCAAUAUUUUUUUAAAGUAGAUGGAAAUCUUUAAGGUUUUGUACUCCUUAGUGGGCAGAUUUAUAGAGAGAAUACAAAUGCGAUGAUACAAGUAAAACUCAAUUCUUAGAUGAUAGUCAAAUGAACUAAUACUAAAGUGAAAAUGGAAACAACUUUGACCUAGUUCUUGCUGUUACAUUGAGUAAAAAUUUUUAAGCAUGCAUGUGUCUUUAUGCGAGAACCAUUGUAUAUUAGUAGUCAUUAAAAAGGGACGAAAAGAGUUCUAUGCCUGAUCUUUUGACAUACUCACUUUGAGUAGCAUAUAUUUACCCAGGAAAAUACUUAAAAGCUACCUGUACAAGUUUUUUUUAAAAGCCCAUCAGUUGAGAAAUGGAUCUUAGUGUGUUACUGUUGCUAUGGUGAACUGUUAUAUAGCCUUUAAAUAUUGAUAUAUGUUAAAUUGUAUGCAAAAAUAAAAUGUUAAUUAGAAUAUAAA